Spodoptera exigua (beet armyworm) is the source of this 900-nucleotide messenger RNA. The record is from the annotation of a GenBank genome assembly. NCBI's taxonomy places the organism in Eukaryota, Metazoa, Arthropoda, Insecta, Lepidoptera, Noctuidae.
AUGGGUCGGCUCGACCGGAGUGAUACCACGUCCUCACAGAACACCGGCGUGUCCAAUGCACAGCUUGCCACCCUACCAGAACCAGACCGAGUGUACGUGUAUCCACCAGCAAUGGCGUCCGACCAGGAGUCCUGUUCUGAUGAGGAGCCUGACAGCGAGAUGCUGAGCGACGACUUAUGUCUACCCGACAGCGAUGACGAUAGACAGUCCACCAGAAACAUUCAAAGUCUGCCAGAAGACAUGCCGUCAAUUAACUCCUGUCUUCUGCGUCCCCCUCGGAAGCUGUUCACCAAUUGCCGUGAGCGGUGGAGGCAGCAGAAUGUGAGUGGCGCCUUCGCAGAGUUGAGGAGAUUGGUCCCCACACACCCACCGGAUAAGAAGCUGUCCAAGAACGAGAUAUUGAGGAUGGCUAUCAGGUAUAUCGGCCUUCUUUGCGAAGUUCUAGAAUGGCAAAAGUCACACGGGCUAUCAAUGAACAAGGAAAACUCGGCUAGUCUCGCCAUCAAAUGCGAAUCCCCUUUGAGUCCCCAAUCUAGAAGACUAAGGCUCAAAAGACCGUAUUUUAGCGAAGAAGAUUGUCCAAGAGCGAAAAUCUUUCAUGAAACCAACGAAUACCAGAGAUAUGGAAACGAAGAGAACGAAGAAAUAAAGAGAGGAUAUCAAAGACCAGUCGUCAAUAGAACAGAAUUUUACUUCGGAAAAGAACAUUUAAGAGUUUUGAGGAAUCAGUUCUACUUUCCCCCAAGAUGGCGUCAAAAUAUGCCGUUCAGGAAUUUGGCGGAUCGAAAUGGUAAUAAUCUGUUGAUGAUAGCACCAGCUCAGAAUGGAAAGGACGAACAUGAUGGUAAAAUGCAAAAUGGCCACGGAAGUAAGGAGAAAAGUGAUAAGGAUAAUAAGUGA